Aspergillus versicolor CBS 583.65 is the source of this 1506-nucleotide messenger RNA. RefSeq lists its product as uncharacterized. The transcript has a single exon. Bases 237 to 1403 code for a protein of 388 amino acids. Lineage: Eukaryota; Fungi; Ascomycota; Eurotiomycetes; Eurotiales; Aspergillaceae. The record is from RefSeq and is a predicted model, not a curated record.
GGCCAGCGCAGGUCAAAUGUGUUACUCCACGCGAAUCGUGAGAGCGGCUGCCCAAGGAAAGCCGCUGCCAGUGCCACGAGGAUGGUGAGCGAUUCUGUCGAUUGAGCGGAAAUGAUCCUUAGUUCCGAACCAAGUGCCAGUCCUAAUUUCUUCAGAACGCUCUGCGUCGCAUCUCCACCCUUAGUCCCCUGCGACGAGCGAUCGGCGGCCAGCCACGGUUCCGCUGUUUGUCGGCUAUGGCUCGCCUCACAGUCACUGUCCAGGGUCCUCACGUCGAGAACGAGGCUGCUGCAGACCAUCGCGAGCCUCUGCUUGCUCAACUCAGAACUCUCCCCAGAGAUGCUCCCCUUCUGACCAUCCGGGAUGAUCCCCCGUCCGAUACAGAAUGGGCCCUCCUCAGCGACCACUUCACUGGCGUGCGCGAUCUGGAGAUCGACACUGGCUUUAACGAAGACCUCAAUGACAGGAUGAUGCCCCUUCACUGGCCACUCGAUCGCCUGAUGAUCUCCGGCGCCUGCGGAGAGGUCACCAAGUCGCCGCACAUCUUACAGGGCCGAGUCAAGCACCUUAUCCUGGAUUUCACAUCUGAGCUGCGAUUCGAGGGUCCCCGGUCUGACGAGCUGACUCGCGCAUACCAAGAAGCGAUCAAUCGCGGCGAAGCCAACCACGAAUACAUACCUGGUAGCAAAAUUAAGGUGAUAUACAUAAGCCAGCUCGGGAAGCAGUGGAUAGCCCAGAAGUACGGAGACCGCUCUGCAAACGCAGAGCUCGAGCCGGAAAACCGACCCGUGGAGGGCCAGGAGAGCCGUCUACGCACGCUCGAGAUCAUCGAGAACGACGCCCUCGACACAUUCCUCCGCAUGUGCGCUGCGAUACCGCACGUCGUCGAGAAGGUCUCAACACUCAACCUGUGUUCGACCUCGGGCCGGCCCGAAUUCUCGUGGGCUGAAGAGGGCUGCUUCGCAGAGGUUCUCCCGCAGCUUACAGAUUUACAGACCUUGAAGCUCAGCGUUGGAGAGGUCUUCAACGAGGAGACAACACUCCCGGCUCUAUAUACCAGUCUCCCGCCGAAUCUCACAACGCUGCAUUUUCGCGGCCCCGUUUCGCUCUGCCGGUCGGACCGGUGGGAGGAGUGGGUGACGGCCUUUAGCUCAGACACUUUCCUCCCCAAGCUGCAGCGGCUGGCCUUUGUGCUUGACAUGGACUAUGAACAGGGGAAGUACAGUAAGGAGUUAGCAGAUGCACCGGAGGAGGAUCUCCUCCAGGCGUGGGCUGCGUGCGAACGGCUGUAUGAAGGGGCGCGACACCGAGGAAUAACCAUCGAGCCGUUGGAUGACGGACGGGCAGGCAAAGACUUGUGCUUACGGCCGGUAGACGGACGGUGGCCGAGUCCGCGACCGUGACCGGGUCCGAUUUUGGCCCCGAGUUAUCCAGGCCUGAAGCUGAAGGCUGUGCUGCUGACAGCAUCUGCCGCUGUAUUAUUUUUGUACUUGACCCACUCAUUCU